AUUCCACAUUUUUUUAUAUUUCUCUCAAAUUUGUUCAAGAAUCCCUCUGUUUCUAUCCAAGAAUGGACGAAUUUGAAGGAUUGAAGAGAGAAGUUGAGAGACUAUUGGCUAUGGUAGAUUCGGAGAACAGUGAUUGUGAGGAAAAAAUAGCGAUACAAGAAGAAGUUGGCGAUCUUCCGAGUAGUUCUGUGGCUGUGGAGUUUCUCGAAGACGAGAUCGAUAGAAAGGAAGAAAUCCUUCUUGCUGCGAGUUGCACGCUGCUGAAA
Arabidopsis arenosa is the source of this 266-nucleotide messenger RNA. NCBI's taxonomy places the organism in Eukaryota, Viridiplantae, Streptophyta, Magnoliopsida, Brassicales, Brassicaceae. The record is from the annotation of a GenBank genome assembly.